AUGGCUGCUCUCUCAGCCUGGUUUUGGAACGAGCGCUUCUGGUUGCCACACAAUGUAACCUGGGCGGAUUUGGCAGACCCAGCUCCCGGGGUGGAGUACCCCAAAGCUGGACACUUGUUCAAUGCCUUGCCGCUGGCUUUGGUGAUUUUCGUCGUCAGGAUACUCUUUGAGAGAUUUAUUGCCAGCGCCUGUGCCCGGAGCCUCCACAUUCAGCCAGGUGUUGGACGAAGAGCUCAGCCCAACGCAGUGCUGGAGAAAGUGUUUACAUCCAUCACAAAGAAUCCAGACUCGCGCCAUCUGGAUGGCCUGUCCAAGCAGCUGGACUGGGAGGUGCGAAAGGUCCAGCGCUGGUUCAGACACCGCAGGAACCAAGAUAAACCCAGUACACACACCAAGUUCUGUGAGAGCAUGUGGAGGUUUACAUUUUAUUUGUGCAUAUUUACUUAUGGGUUCCAGUUUGUCUGGCAGUCUCCUUGGAUGUGGGAUACACGGCAUUGCUGGUACGGUUAUCCCUAUCAGAUCAUGACACCGGCGCUUUACCACUACUAUGUGUCAGAACUGGCCUUCUACUGGUCACUUAUGUUCUCCCAGUUCACCGACAUUAAAAGGAAGGACUUCCUGAUCAUGUUCAUCCAUCACCUGGCUACGGUGGGCCUGAUCAGCUUUUCUUACGUCAACAACAUGGUGCGAGUUGGGAGCCUGGUGAUGUGUGUGCACGACGCCUCUGACUUCCUGCUAGAGGCAGCCAAGCUGGCCAACUAUGCCAAAUACCAGCGCUUGUGCGACUUCCUCUUCAUUGUGUUUAGUGUGGCGUUCUUUAUCACACGGCUUGUUAUAUUUCCAGUAUGGAUCCUGAACUCCACUCUGUUUGAGAGCUGGGCUAUAGUCGGACCAUACCCAUCCUGGUGGCUCUUCAACUCCUUACUGCUGGUCCUCCAAGUCCUGCAUAUCAUCUGGUCCUACCUCAUAGCCCGUAUAGCUAUCAAAGCCAUGCUGCGGGGCAAGGUGUGCAACGACGUCCGCAGUGACAUUGAGACCAGCUCGGACGAAGAGCCCAAUAAGGCCGGAGACGGCGUCAAGAUCUCCUCUCACACUCCCAAAGGAGAAAACGGCACCAACGGCCACUGUGUCGCCGCCGCCAAACCCAGAGUGCAGAACCACUGCAGCUGGUGACACAGAGGCUGAAGCUGGGAGCCUCCUGCAGCUCUUCCAUCACGUGUCACGAGAGCUUCGUU
Molecule: messenger RNA, 1235 nt
Organism: Scomber japonicus (chub mackerel)
Lineage: Eukaryota; Metazoa; Chordata; Actinopteri; Scombriformes; Scombridae
Gene: cers5
Product: ceramide synthase 5
Exons: 10
Coding region: 1-1173 (390 amino acids)
Biological process (GO): ceramide biosynthetic process
Cellular component (GO): membrane
Molecular function (GO): sphingosine N-acyltransferase activity; DNA binding
Source: RefSeq, a predicted model, not a curated record